AUGCUCCAGAUGGAUGCACAGUGCACGUGUUUUGUUAUCGUAACCUUACUGAUACUUGUAUUCCACUCAUUGUCCCCUGUAGAGGCUUCAGAUGACACAAAGGGCCAUUGGGGUCCAUGGGGCCCCUUGAGUCCUUGCAGUGUCACUUGUGGUUCAGGAAUCGCAAACAUGGAGCGAGUGUGGAUCCCAGGACCAGACGAACAGGAUGCUAAAAGCUUUAAAAAUCCUUUUACCUUUACCCAAGUGUUUUCAUGUACAGACGAGACCUACCCUGAGUGUCCACAGAAUGGCACCUGGUCAGGCUGGGGGGCUUGGAGCGGGUGUACAAAAGCUUGUGGAGGAGGUAUAAGGGAAAGACACCGAGAGUGCCGUGGUCAGAUGUAUGGAGGUAGGCCAUGUGAGGGUGACAAGUUUGGCAAGGAAGACUGUAACAGGGAACCAUGCCCCCCUCUGCCAAGAGGUUUUGACAUGUCCCAGUGUGAAGAGGAAGCCAAUUUCACAUGCUCCAGCCAGAAAAUGUGCAUUCCCAUAAGCCAGAAAUGUGACAGCACUGUCCAGUGCCAUGAUGGAAGUGACGAGGACUCCUGCCCUAGCUUCAGCAUACUCUGGGGUAACAACAUCCGCUAUGACUUGACCAGGGGAAGAAACGGUGCACGUUCUUCAUAUUCCAGUUCUGUUCACCACUUGUUUAUCUACUUGGUGUUUGCCAUGAGUAUAAUGAUGAUGCUUCACUAG
Molecule: messenger RNA, 735 nt
Organism: Candidula unifasciata
Lineage: Eukaryota; Metazoa; Mollusca; Gastropoda; Stylommatophora; Geomitridae
Source: the annotation of a GenBank genome assembly